Paramecium primaurelia is the source of this 926-nucleotide messenger RNA. The record is from the annotation of a GenBank genome assembly. Lineage: Eukaryota; Ciliophora; Oligohymenophorea; Peniculida; Parameciidae.
AUGACAUUUUAAGUGCUCUAUCAAUUUGAAAUCCUUGAACAAAAGAAAUUAAUAAAGUUGAGUUAAUUAUAAAAGAAGAGAUCUUAAUUUGAACAUAAAUUAUUGACAUCAUUAAUAUUAAUUUAAAAGUACAUAUUAUAAAAAAUAAUGGGGAUUAAAUGUUCUAAACGCAAAAACAGGUCUUUUCAAAAUGAAAUUAUUUAAGCUUAACCUAUUCAAAUAAGCUAAACUACUUCGAAGGAAGCAUUAGCAUUUUGUGAUUCCUAAGAUUUAGCAAAUUUUAUGAGAACUAAGCCAGCCAAGUCUUAUUUAUAAGAAGUUAUUUAGAAGUAAUAAAUCUAUUUUGAUUCUUGCGAUUAAUUGACUCAUCUCAUUGAAGGGAAAUCUGAAAUUCUGUUAAGGUGUUAUAAUGAUUUUACUGAAAAAGCCUUAAAAAUUAAACUCAUGGUUCUAAAGUACUAUAAGGAGAAUUUUUUGGUUUAUUAGGAAUAAGAACCCGGAUGUAUUGUAAAUAAAGAUUAAAUAACAAAUGAAACAAUGCAAGUAUGAUAUCUGAUUUGCAUGAUAAGAUACUCAUUGAGACUAACAUUAUCUUAAAUUGUUUGAUGGAUAAAAAUUUUGAUGUUGAAUAGGAAUUAUGGUGGGGAAAUGAUUAUUUUAAAGAUAGAAGAAUAAGUCUUGGUGAGAUUGGGGAUGAUAAAAUAUAAAAUGACCAAAUUGUUUAACCUAUUGUUCAAUAUUUAUAAGCAUUAAAAAAUAAAGUUACAUAAUCUAUACCAAUAAAUUAAUAAUACUAAAAUCCUUUUCAGUAGAAUUAAUCUGUUGUAAAUAGUACAGCAAUAGCUCAAGUUCAUUUGACUAAAUUUUAUAAUGAUCUUAAAUUAGAAUUUGCAAAAGAUGCUGGUGAAGAAUAGAUUGUUUCUUGA